Messenger RNA from Ictidomys tridecemlineatus (thirteen-lined ground squirrel), 846 nucleotides. NCBI's taxonomy places the organism in Eukaryota, Metazoa, Chordata, Mammalia, Rodentia, Sciuridae. The record is from RefSeq and is a predicted model, not a curated record.
UUCUGGCAUAAAGCAUGCUUCCAUUGCGAGACCUGCAAGAUGACACUGAACAUGAAGAACUACAAGGGCUAUGAGAAGAAGCCCUACUGCAACGCACACUACCCCAAGCAGUCCUUCACCAUGGUGGCCGACACUCCGGAAAACCUCCGCCUCAAGCAACAGAGCGAGCUCCAGAGUCAGGUGCGCUACAAGGAGGAGUUUGAGAAGAACAAGGGCAAAGGCUUCAGCGUGGUGGCAGACACACCCGAACUCCAGAGAAUCAAGAAGACCCAGGACCAGAUCAGCAACAUAAAGUACCAUGAGGAGUUUGAGAAGAGCCGCAUGGGCCCCAGUGGGGGUGAGGGCCUGGAGCCAGAGCGCAGGGACGCCCAGGACAGCAGCAGCUACCGGCGGCCUCAGGAGCAGCAGCAGCCACCUCACCACGUCCCGACCAGCGCCCCUGUCUACCAGCAGCCCCAGCAGCAGCAGGCCACCCCAGCCUACGGUGGCUACAAGGAGCCUGCAGCCCCAGUCUCCAUACAGCGCAGCGCCCCAGGCGGGGGCGGGAAGCGGUACCGUGCGGUGUACGACUACAGCGCCGCCGACGAGGACGAGGUCUCCUUCCAGGAUGGGGACACCAUCGUCAACGUGCAGCAGAUCGACGACGGCUGGAUGUAUGGGACCGUGGAGCGCACCGGCGACACGGGGAUGCUGCCGGCCAACUACGUGGAGGCCAUCUGAGCCCCGCAGUGCCCUCCCCACCCAGUCUUCAGUGCAUUCCAUGACAUCGCAUCCGUCCCGGGACGUGACCCAUCCACCCUUCAGUGUCUCUGUUUCUUAAGAUCUGCGAUGGCUUGUUUAUUCCCA